This is a messenger RNA of Vombatus ursinus (common wombat), 2012 nucleotides long. RefSeq names its product zinc finger protein 501-like. Gene Ontology annotation, biological process: regulation of transcription by RNA polymerase II. Gene Ontology annotation, molecular function: RNA polymerase II cis-regulatory region sequence-specific DNA binding; DNA-binding transcription factor activity, RNA polymerase II-specific. Bases 26 to 1567 code for a protein of 513 amino acids. Lineage: Eukaryota; Metazoa; Chordata; Mammalia; Diprotodontia; Vombatidae. The transcript has a single exon. The record is from RefSeq and is a predicted model, not a curated record.
AGAUUGGGAGGCCAGACCUGAAAGCAUGGCUUCCUCUCCAAAGCUGGACCUCUCCAGGAAAAAUUCCUUCCAGGAAAGACUCAGCAGGGAUGACGUUGCUGCCUUCAAAUUGAGAAAGGCCUUGGGUUUGGAUGCCGAGUCAGAAAGGCAUCAGAUCAAUGAGGAGAAAUCUCCUCAGCAGACAAAAUGCAUCCAAAACAAACUUCCCCAUCAAGUACAAAGGCGUGAAUGUAAUAAAUAUGGCAAAAACUUCAGUCUAGGGCCAAUCAUUUUUCCACAACAGAGUAUAAGUAUAGGAAGCAGUCUACAUCAGUGUGAUAUGGAUCAGAAGAGCUUUAGCCUGUAUUCAGACAUCAGGAAUUACAACCAAAUCUGUGUUAAACAAGUCUUUGCUAAGUAUAAUGAAUUUCAGGAUUCCUUUAGUUACAAUUCAGACCUUACUGAGAAUUGUGUGAUACGUUCUGCAGGGAAACCUCACGAACUUAAUGAAUGUAGCACCUUGUUCCUGCGCUCACAGCUUACACCACUUCAAAGAAUCCAUACUGGAUGGGAACCUUAUGAAUCUAAUGAAUGUGGGAAGGCCUUCAGCCAGAGCUCAGGGCUUAUUGAGCAUCAGUCAGUUCAGACUGGAGGGCAGCCUUUUGAAGUUAAUGAGUACGAAAAGAUCCUGUUGCCAAGCACAAAUCAUGCCGAACAUCAGUUAGUUCAUGCUGGAGAGAUACCUUGCAAAUGUAAACAGUGUAGUAAAGCAUUUUUCCUGAACUCACAACUUAGUGUACAUCAGAGAACUCACCCUGGGGAAAAACGUUAUAAAUGUAAUGAAUGUGGGAAAGUCUUCCGCCAGAAAGCAAAACUUAAUAUACAUAUAAGAAUUCAUACUGGAGAGAAACCUUUUGAAUGUAAUGAAUGUGGAAAGGCCUUCCGUGAGAGCUCAGACCUUACUCUACAUCAGAGAAUUCACACUGGAGAGAAGCCUUAUAAGUGUAGUGAAUGUGGGAGGGCCUUCAGGCGGAGCAAAAACCUUACUCUCCACUGGAGAAUACACACUGGAGAGAGGCCUUUUGAAUGCAAUGAAUGUGGGAAAGCUUUCCGCCAGAGCUCAGACCUCUCUCAACAUCAAAGAAUUCAUACUGGAGAAAAACCUUAUGAAUGUAAGGAAUGUGGAAAUGUCUUCCGCCAGAGCUCACACCUUAUUCUACAUCAGAGAAUUCAUACUGGAGAGAAACCAUAUGAAUGUAAUGAGUGUGGGAAGGCAUUUCGCCUGGGCUCACAACGUAAUGUACAUCAGAGAAUUCAUACUGGAGAGAAACCAUAUGAAUGUAAUGAAUGUGGGAAGGCCUUUCGAAAGAGCUCAUACCUUACUCAACAUCAGAGAAUUCAUACUGGAGAAAAACCAUAUAAAUGUAAUGAAUGUGGGAAGUCUUUCAAUCGGCGUAGAAAUCUUACUUUCCACCAGAGAAUUCAUACUGGUGAGAAACCAUAUGAAUGUAAUGACUGUGGAAAGACCUUUAGCUCAAACAGAAACCUUACUCUCCAUCAGAAAAUUCAUACUGGGAAGACGACAUAAAAAUGUAAUGAUUGUGAAAAAUACCUCCGUAACAGGUCUUACUUUACUGAAGAUCAGAGAACUCAUAGUGGGGAACGACCUUAUCAGUGGAAAGAAGGUUGGAACAUCCUCCAGAGCACAAAGUUUACUAGACCUCAGUCAGUUCAUGCUGGAGUGAAACCAUAUAAAUCUCAUAGCUAGGAGAAGACAUUCCCUAGCUCACAAUUUAGUGUGCACCAGAGAAUUCAUAAUGGGAUUCCUUAUGAAUGAAAUGACUGGGAGGUUCUGCCAGAACUGCCCUCUCCUGGUCUGUAUUAGAAUUCAUGUCCCAGAAGAUCCUUAUGAAUGUUAAGACUUUCAGCUGAAGCAGAACCCUUAAUCCUCUUUAGGGAAUUCACACUGGAGAGCAACUAUAUGAAUGUACUCAAUCAGCAAGCAUUUAUUAAGAAUUUACAAUAUGCCAGAU